Molecule: messenger RNA, 2424 nt
Organism: Fusarium oxysporum Fo47
Lineage: Eukaryota; Fungi; Ascomycota; Sordariomycetes; Hypocreales; Nectriaceae
Exons: 6
Coding region: 1-2424 (807 amino acids)
Cellular component (GO): mitochondrion
Molecular function (GO): sulfide:quinone oxidoreductase activity; FAD binding
Source: RefSeq, a predicted model, not a curated record
AUGCCUCACUUGGUCAGCACACAUUGCAUCGAGCCUCAUUUCCUUCGCAAUGUCCUGGAUGUUCUGAUUAUUGGGACAGGGACAGCUGGUCUCUCUGCGGCCUUGGCCCUUGGCCGUGCGCAAAGGAGUGCCAUCGUUUUCGAUGGCGCCGAGCACAGGAAUAACCUUCAUGGGAUUGCAAGUCAGGCAAUAUCAAAAUCGAUCCAGGAUGAGACGAUAGCUGAGAUCAAAGCCAAGUUCAAGACCAUCAUGCUUAGCCUCGCGACAGCCGCGUCUAUUCGUGAGAAAGGCAUGACUUUCGAAGUCGAAGACGUUACAGGUCGACGUUGGAAGGGAAGAAAGGUGAUAUUGGCUAUGAGCAGCCGUGAUGCUCUUCCAGAUAUCCCAGGAUAUGAAGAAGCUUUGGGGAAGCAUAUUUUCGAUGUAUCACAAUGCCUCGAUGUUAGUAACAAAGCGACUGCCCACGCUGCUGUGCUCAUCACAUCCGACUCUUCAAGUUCUAUUGAGGCGGCGGUAUUGUCAGCUCAUCUCGCCCGCCAGUUCAGUCCCGAUAUAACAUUCCUGACUAACGGCCUUUUUCAUGUCGAGCAUCAUCCUCAAAUCUUAGCGACCAAGAAUUGUGGCUUCAAAUUAGACAACAGACCCAUCAGAUCAUUGCAACGUCUGGAAACCUCGGUGGCUAUCCAGUUCGCCGAUGGGACAGAAUCAGUGUAUGGCUUGAUAUCGCAUAAGCCCAGAAAGGUUCUUGGCGGGCCUUUUUCAGAACAAUUAGAUCUGGAGAUGACAUCUGAAGGGAGGAUUUUGGUGGAAAAUGAGUUCCAAGAGACAAGCACACGCGGUGUUUACGCAGUUGGUGACAGUGCCAGCUUUCUCAAAGAAGGGAGUGCUGGGGCCAGUGCUGGAUGGCUGGCUGGGGUUGGUGCAAACUUGCAAAUUGCGGAGGAUGAUAUGAAAAUGCUAGAUCAAGCAAUUGUCGCCGUUCCAAAGAGCGCAGUUGGGCCAUCGGGCUCUAAUUUCGGACCAUCGGCGGCAAUCACUUUAUCCCUGAAUCACGCAAUUGAGACUUAUCCUCGGCUGAGCAAAGCGCUACACGCUAGUGGUCGCGUGACACUGGCAGUUCGAUCUGCGGCCUUUGGCCAGUCUCGAAGGGGUCUCGCUACCGCUGCGGCCGUGACAUCUGCGAGCCGAAGUCACAAGGUCGUCGUUAUUGGAGGAGGCUCUGCUGGUCUCGCGAUCAGCCAUCAACUUCUCCGGAGCGGCCGAUUCGCCAGUGAGGAUAUCGCUGUCGUCGAUCCCGCUCAGUGGCACCACUAUCAGCCUGGAUGGACACUCGUCGGUGCCGGGCUUAAGACGAAGGAGGAGUUGAAGAUGUCUAUGUCUGAGCUCAUCGACCCCAAGCUCAAGUUCUACAACGUGAGCGUUGAUGCCCUCACUCCUGAGGACAACAGCAUCACCCUUGGAACUGGUGACAAGGUCAACUAUGAGCACCUCGUUGUUGCGCCCGGUAUCAAGAUCAACUAUGACAGCAUCAAGGGCCUUCCCGAAGCUCUCGCUGAGCGCAACGGUCCUGUCUCUUCCAUCUACGGCUACGACUACUGCGAUAAGGUCUUCCCCAACAUCCAGCGCCUCCAAAAGGGUAACGCCAUCUUCACCCAACCCGCCGGCGUCAUCAAGUGCGCCGGUGCUCCCCAGAAGUCCAUGUGGCUUGCCCUUGACCACUGGAAGCAGACUGGUCUCUAUGACCCCAAGAACCCCUCCGCCUCUCCUAUCAAGAUCACCUUCGCCACCGGCCUUCCCGUCAUGUUUGGUGUCCCCAAGUACAGCGCCGAGCUCGAGAAGAUGCGACAAGAGCGUGGUGUUGAGGGUCUUUUCCAGCAUGAUCUUGUUGCUAUUGAGGGCAACAACGCUGUCUUUGCCCAUGGCCAGGACAAGGUUACCAAGCCGUUUGACUUCCUGCACGUCGUUCCCAAGAUGGGACCUCAUGCUUUCGUCAAGAAGAGCGCUCUCGCCAACGAGGCUGGCUACGUUGACGUCAACGACAACACGCUCCGCCACAACAAGUUCGCCAACGUCUGGUCUGCUGGUGAUGCUUCAAGCCUUCCUACCUCCAAGACCGCCGCAGCCGUCACCUCCGAGGCGCCCGUUCUUGUCAGCAACCUGUUGCGCGCCAUCGAUGGCCAAGAGCCCGAGCCAGCCUAUGAUGGCUACACCUCAUGCCCUCUCCUCACAGAAUACGGGAAGGUGAUGCUUGCUGAGUUUAAGUACGGUGGCGUUCCCAAGGAGACUUUCGGAGAGAUUCUUGGCAUUGACCAAGCCGUUCCCCGCCGCUCAUUCUACCACCUGAAGAAGGACUUCUUCCCCUGGGUUUACAAGAACUACAUGGUCAAGGGAACAUGGGGAGGACCUAAGGGCUGGAUUAAAUAG